CGGCUCCUUCUGCGCCCACCGUCGCCUUUAACUCCCCCCUCCUCCGUUACCGUCUCCCCCCUUCCCACCUCCCCCACCCGCCGCUCAUCAACAUUCAACAGGAAUUCGAUUUGAUUUCGAUUGUUUGAUUGCAACUCUGCUCUGCUGCGGGAGAGGCCUCCACCACGCUCUCGCCGGGGCAGCUGUUCUUCGAUUUUAGGGUUUGCGAAGCCCUUGGAUUUCGCGUAGGGAGAGCCUCCUCCCGGCCGUCUGAUGGACGCGAGGGAGAUGUGAAGCCUGGCUGUUAACUGAUGCUCGUGGAGAGAUUCGGAGGAGAGGAGCGCGCGGUGAGGAGGCGGUGGAGGCGGAAGCGCCGGAGAGUUGGGCACCAGCGCAGCCACGGACGACGCGCAGCCGCCGGGGGUCGAGGCCUGGAACAGGGCUGCUCCGCCCCUGACGGCCGCCGCCGCCGCCGCCUCCAUGGGGGAGUCGCUGCUCACCGCGCUCUCCAUGGACACCGCCACGGCCCACCACCCGCACCAGGGCCCCUCCACCUUCCUCUCCAUGGACACUGCCUCCCACGACGAGUUCGACCUCUUCCUCCCGCCGCCAGGCCCCUUCCAGCGCUGCCUCCAUGCCGCCGCAGCCGCCCCCCCUGACAUCAACCUCCCCCUCGCCGCCGACCCGUCUCCUCCCCCUCCGGCCCUGCAGACCACCACCCUCCAUGAGUCCAACGUCGACAUGCUAGAUGUUGGCCUCGGCUGCCCGCAGCUCUAUGACUCGGACUCGCCUGCUGCUGCCGCCGCGACCUCCGCCCCGGUGUCCACCACAACAACUGUCCAUGUGUCUCACACCAAGAGCUCCGGUUCCAGCGCCGCGCGCAAGUGCGUGAAGCGGAACGAUAGCAUCUGGGGUGCAUGGUUCUUCUUCACCCACUACUUCAAGCCGGUCAUGUCGGCUGAUAAGGGCGGCAAGACGAAGGCACCCACUGCUGCCGGGAAUGGUAAUAGUGCCACACUGGAUGCUUUCCUGGUGCAGCAUGACAUGGAGAACAUGUACAUGUGGGUGUUUAAGGAUCGGCCGGAGAAUGCCCUGGGGAAGAUGCAGCUGAGGAGCUUCAUGAAUGGUCACUCGCGCCUCGGGGAGCCACAGUUUCCUUUCAGCGCAGACAAAGGGUUUGUGCGCUCACACCGGAUGCAGCGUAAGCACUACCGGGGGUUGUCAAACCCGCAGUGCCUUCAUGGGAUUGAGAUCGUGCGGGCACCAAACUUAGUGGGUGUUCCUGAGGCCGAUAUGAAGAGGUGGUUCGAGCUCACCGGGAGAGAUGCCAAUUUCUCCGUUCCCACUGAGGCGGAUGAUUUUGAAUCAUGGAGGAAUCUGCUGACCACGGAAUUUGAGCUCGAGAGGCCUGCAACUGCUGCUCCAGCAAAGAGCACCUCACAUGGCCAUCACAAGAAGGUGCUGAAUGGUUCUGGCCUUAACCUGUCGACACAUGCAUCAAAACAUGGUUCUGGGGAUGGUAUGGACAUCUCAGCUGUCUGCCACAAACGUAGGAAGGAUUCCUCCCCCUCUGCCAUGGAAGAGGAUUGCAGCAAUUCAAAUUCAGACAAGGUUCAGGAUAUGGAUGUGAGCCACACUUUUGAGCCAUCAUGGACAAAUGACUUCACCGGUGUGAUGCGUCAUGCUUCUGGGCCAGUAACUGCCGCAAAAACAAUAUAUGAAGAUAGCAAGGGCUACUUGAUCAUCAUUAGCCUGCCAUUUGCUGAUAUACAGAAGGUGAAGGUUACCUGGAAGAACACUCUUACGAAUGGCGUCGUUAAGAUAUCAUGCACUAGCGUGGGACGGAUGCCAUUCUUGAAGCGACAUGAUCGGACCUUCAAGUUGACGGAUCCUUCACCUGAGCAUUGUCCACCAGGGGAGUUCAUCCGGGAAGUUCCAUUGCCUACCCGGAUCCCAGAAGAUGCUACUCUGGAAGCAUACUGUGAUGAAUCAGGAACAGGCCUAGAGAUUAUUGUCCCUAAACACCGUGCUGGACCUGAAGAACAUGAAGUCCGUGUGUCCCUGAGGCCUCCCUCAUCAUGGUGCCAAUGAAAACAUGUUGAAGUAUGCGGGGAGACAAGGUGUGGAUGUUACCAUACAACAAAUGCAGCUCAGUUUUGCUAAUUGUGACGGAGCAGUCCUAGUCGAUUGAAGCAUUCUGGUAGUUGGAAGUUGGCAGCUGUGGAAAUUUAGGGGCAUGCUACAGGCCACAAGGAGCAUAUCUGGAUUACUCACUCGCCCUAUGUUUUGGUAUCGUUGCUGGGAGUACCUUGUGUAUUAUCUUUUGCUUUUGUGGAAUUUUUCUUUGUAUGAAAGGUUUGUCGCCUGCUCAAUGUGCUUCCAUUCCAUCUGUGCAUUACUCUGGCGAGCAGUCUGUUUAGGCAUUUAUAGUUAGUUUUCAUAGGUUGGUGAGAAGUCUGCUUUGUGGGCGUUCCUGGAAACUUCAUCCAGGAAAGGAGUUCAUGCAAGUGUUUCUAGGAUUUGUCCAUGUUUUGUGGGUACUAUAUUGUUUUUAUUAGCAUUCAAACGCUUUCCAGAAAUUGGUGGGAGGCGAGUGCAAUUGUUUCAAGGUACCAGUGUAAACAAUCUGUCAUCAAUAUAGAUUUUAGUCUUUAUCAGUUA
This is a messenger RNA of Triticum urartu, 2640 nucleotides long. RefSeq lists its product as uncharacterized. The record is from RefSeq and is a predicted model, not a curated record. NCBI's taxonomy places the organism in Eukaryota, Viridiplantae, Streptophyta, Magnoliopsida, Poales, Poaceae.